ACAGACAGCACAGCUCGAGUGUUGACCGUGUGCGCUCCCUUCUCGCCGUUUCCCGAGCUGUACACGCAAUUCCAUACUUCCGUUGUCACCUUGAAGAGGGGCGGUCUGAGUAGUACUGCUGCAUUCGGCUGCCUCGGUGUAUAACAUCUCCCAACACAGCCAAAAUGCCGGACGUCAUGAAAGCCGUCGACAUCAAAAACGGCACGGGCAGCGCCGACGCCCUUUUCAUCAACCCUUCCACCCCCGUCCCCCGCCCGGGCCCCGGCCAGGCCCUCGUCAAGGUGAAAGCCUUCGGGCUAAACCGGAUGGACCUCAUCCAGCGCGAGGGGCAUUACCCGCUACCUCCGCAGGCACCCAGCACGCUAGGCGUCGAGUUCAGCGGCACCAUCGCCGCCCUCGGCGACUCCGCCUCCCCCUCGUCGUCGUCGUCGUCUUCCACCAGUGAUACCUUCAAGGUAGGCGACGCAGUCUUUGGCCUGGCCUACGGCGGCGCCUACGCAGAGUACAUCUGCGUCUCGCGCAAGAUGCUGCUGCACAAGCCGGAGCACCUCUCGUUCGAGCAGGCGGCCGGCAUCCCCGAGACGUGGAUCACGGCCACGCAGGCGCUGCAUUUCGUGCUGGGCGGCAUCUCCUCCUCCUCCUCCUCUGGACAACAAAGGAGUAGUAGAAGUAUCCUGUGGCAUGCGGGCGCGUCGGGGGUGUCGAUCGCGGGGAUCCAGCUGUCGCGGCUCGCCGGGGCCAGCAGCAUCUUUGCCACGGCCGGGUCGGAGGAGAAGUGCAGCUUCGUCGAGCAGGAACUAGGCGCGACGGCGGCGUUUAAUUACAAGACCCAGGACUGGGUUGAGGAAGUGUUGAAGAGGACGGACGGGAAGGGGGUGGAUCUUGUCGUGGACUUUGUUGGGGGCAGUUACUUCCAGAAGAAUCUGGAUGUGGUGGCCCGUGAUGGCAGGAUUUGCAUGCUCGGACUGAUGGGCGGGGCAGUUGCCGAGAGUGUGAACAUCGGGAAGCUGCUCUACAAGAGGGCGCGUGUGGAAGGGAGUACGCUCAGGAGCCGCGAUGAGGAGUAUCAGGGCAGGCUGAGAGACAAGUUGGAAGAGUACCUGCCCAAAUUUGAGAGCGGCGAGCUGAAGGUCUUGAUUGAUACUGUGCUGCCGUGGGAGGAUAUUGUGAAGGCGCACAAGCUGAUGGAGGAGAACAAGACCAAGGGCAAGAUCAUCUGCACUAUUCCCUAAGGCAUCCUAGCUGGGAGUACCCCUAGAUUCGGGCAGAUGAGAAACUAAACAGUGAUACCCGCGUGCCAUACGAUUGAACCGCCUUGACCAAACCCAAGACCGGAACGCCUAAAGUAAGUAAA
Molecule: messenger RNA, 1354 nt
Organism: Chaetomium strumarium
Lineage: Eukaryota; Fungi; Ascomycota; Sordariomycetes; Sordariales; Chaetomiaceae
Exons: 2
Coding region: 165-1232 (355 amino acids)
Molecular function (GO): oxidoreductase activity, acting on NAD(P)H; NADPH binding
Source: RefSeq, a predicted model, not a curated record